Messenger RNA from Gossypium raimondii (Peruvian cotton), 649 nucleotides. RefSeq lists its product as uncharacterized. The transcript has 4 exons. Lineage: Eukaryota; Viridiplantae; Streptophyta; Magnoliopsida; Malvales; Malvaceae. Bases 189 to 422 code for a protein of 77 amino acids. The record is from RefSeq and is a predicted model, not a curated record. Gene Ontology annotation, cellular component: chloroplast.
UAAAACAGCCUCCUAAAACGGUGGGCGACUCCAAACAAGAAAAAGUCAUAAGCAAGACUUACGAUACGAUACGCUACUCUAAUUUCUUUCAUCCAGAUCAGAUCAUCGCCAAACCCGCCAUCUUCAGUUCCCGCAGAACUAAAUCUCCUCCCAAACCUCUUAAAAUUUACUUUUAUUCAAACCCCUCCAUGGCCUCCCCUUCCGAUCACUCUAAUUCGGAAGUUGUUUAUAGGAGGCAGAACAAAGGACCCCCUUUCAAGUUCCUAGUCCCUUUAGUCUAUGCCCCUGUUCUCCCUUUAAUUCGACUUUCUUUGAGGAAGAACCCAGUUUUAAGGGACCGACUGUUUACUAUUGUGUUGGCUGGGGCUUUUAUUCAUGGUUCUUAUUUGGUUUCGGAUCUAUAUGAUGCUGAGAGCAAGUGAACAUUGCAGAGUCUGGCUUGAGGAACUGAUUACCCCUCUAAUAAUUAUUCUUCUAUUAUGCCUUAGAACAAGUUUGAAUUGUAUUCUUCUCAUUCCUUUCAUUGUGGGAUGAUAAUUUGUAUCUCACAGUUAUAAUUAAGUUAGGCGUAAGAUUUAAAGCUUCAUAUUACGGAAUUAGUUUCAAUUUUAAAGAGAAAUAAGAUUGAGUGAGUUGCUUUUUUGUUAAA